GCCUGGGAGAGUCCAGCCAAAGAGCAGGAUUGUGAGCAGGCUGCCGUUUGCAUCUAGAAGGCUGGAAGAAUGGAGGUGGUGAUUGGCCUCAUAUCCCUCAUCCCCGCACUUCCUCACAGAUCUGGAAGGGCAGCCUGCAGCGCAGAUGUACCAAGCUUGAGAGGCAGAAGGAGAUGGUUGCUCUUGGAAUGUACAUCCCCAUGGAGCUGCCCUGAUAUACCUGCACGAGAUGUCAUACGCAGUCUUCCUUUCCUGAGGGAUCACUCUGCAUGCUUAGCACAGAUUAGCUUUUGUGAGGACUGCUCCACAGCUCAGCUUCUUCCAGACCGGACUUGUGGCUCCGUGCCCUGUUUGUGCCAUGAUGCUCUAGUGGAUCAGCCCUGUGUUACCUGCUGCCAAACACAAGGGGAGACUGAAAGACCUGCUGUCUGGCUCCAGACCUUGCAGCCCCAAGGCUUUCAGCUGCUGUGUUCUGGGCACAGCUGGGAGAACUACGAAGCUGAGUACCAGCAUGUGCUCUUGCAUGUCCACAGGGAGCUGCGUGAGCUGGAGGGACUGGGCAUGAGGGAGCAGGUGGAGCAGCAGCUUCAGCAGCGGUUCCUUGAGCGAUGGUUAGUGGCUGAAUGGGAGGGCGGCCUUGCUGCUAACCCUCUAUCCCCAUUCCUCUCUGACUGCUGCCUGGGCACCUUCCACUGUCCUCCCAGCCUGUGCAAAAUAGAAGUCCUGUGUGGUGGUACAAGGCUAAUGGUACCACUUUAUCGUUGUCCUGUUGGCCUUGGUGACGUGAGCAGUAUUCAGUGUUGUCCCCUUGUCCUCUCCCUCCUGAUCACGUUCAGCCCCUUCUAG
Messenger RNA from Gymnogyps californianus (California condor), 846 nucleotides. RefSeq lists its product as uncharacterized. The transcript is spliced from 5 exons. The record is from RefSeq and is a predicted model, not a curated record. Bases 70 to 846 code for a protein of 258 amino acids. Lineage: Eukaryota; Metazoa; Chordata; Aves; Accipitriformes; Cathartidae.